This is a messenger RNA of Colletotrichum siamense, 2727 nucleotides long. RefSeq names its product RNA polymerase II assembly factor RTP1 (gene RTP1). The transcript has 3 exons. The coding region runs from base 1 to 2727 and encodes 908 amino acids. NCBI's taxonomy places the organism in Eukaryota, Fungi, Ascomycota, Sordariomycetes, Glomerellales, Glomerellaceae. The record is from RefSeq and is a predicted model, not a curated record. Gene Ontology annotation, biological process: protein secretion.
AUGGAAUCAGACACCCCUGAGAAGGACCCAAAAUCCAAGCUCGCCGACGGCAUUCUUGACACCGGAAAACGGGCGUUUGACCCUUCCGCCGAUGCCGCUUCGAAAGAAGCCGCCCAAAGAGAGUUCCAGGAGCUCAUCGAUGGGAACGGCGCUUGGAACCUUUUGCCGGUGUUGAAUGCUCUCAUUAAGCCUAACAUUGCGCCGUCAUGGCUCCGCCCCGAGCUGAUGAAGAUCUUGACGCUGAUCCCGUUGCGACCGGACGGCGUGCGAGGAACCAUGGAAUUCGUCUUUUCUGUGCAUCCCAGCAGUACACUCAAAGCCUCAGAGGCUGCGGCUCCUCAGAAACGGGGCGCCAACAUCACGCAAGAAGCCAUGGCCGUUGUGACUCGCAUCAUUACAUCGCCCCCCACUAUUGUGUCUCCAGAAGAUUGGUUCUCGGCAGUUGCACCUCAGCUCAUCGUUUUGUUGGACGGCAAAGAAGGUCCGGAACUGACAACAGCUGCGGCUCAGAUUAUUAUGUUUGGCGUGUUAGGAAGGAAACAAUUUGGAGCACCCGGGUCUCCUGGUUGGAACGCCUUUGUCGAGCCGCUGUUGCGCAAUCUGAAUCCAUCUCGAAAAGGUAGCACUGUGAUUAAGAAAGACGACUCUGACAUUGUCGACCUCAAGAUCAAGCAAGAGGACAAGGACGUAGUCGAUUUGAGUGGAAGGGCGGCUCUCGUCACUGCGGACGACUUGUUUGUCACUUUCAAGCGCCUAUCGUGCCUAAUCAACUCAACGCCAUAUCCCGCACAAACAAGACGGAUGCUUGAUCCUGUUCUGCUCCAACUAUGGGCGGUCUCCUGCUGGGGCGACACCAGCCCGAAAACGGAAGAACGGUAUUCGAAGCCAGCACGUUCGCUGCUUCACACCUUUUUGAAACUGGGUGCUUCUAUCACCAAGCUUCAUCUUAUCAUUGAAAACCUCGUUUACCGUGGAGAAACGGCCGAAGGCAGCAUCAAAUGGCAAUAUCAGGCCACAUCCGAUGGAGACCUGCAAAUCAUUGCGACUCCACUCGGUCAAGGCUCGCAACUUCCAGAACUCAACUGGGGAGAGAUCCAAAAGCGAUCGUCUGCUCUCGUCAGACUCAUGACGGCGAGCUGCACUCCAGAAGAGAUAUCCUUAUUCUUCUUGGAGUUGUUGAGCCGGUGGUUCCAGUCGACCACGGUUGCAAAGAAGGCAGAGGUCUUGUUCAAGUCCGAGGAGGGAGAGAGUAGUGAAGAGAUCAAGAAGCUUCUGGAGAUCACAGUAUUGCAGAAGAUGCUGGAACAAGCCCCAGACAAGCUCAUCAGCCGCGUGACGCAAGUGCUCGAGCUUGUGUGCCAGAUCCUGGAUCCGGCCAGCCUUCAAGAUCAUCCCGACGACAUAAUCGCUGUUGCUCUGAGUUUGCUGAAUCUAGUCAUCACCGCACCAGGCUUUAAGAAGUCGAUUCUCAAACCUGAAGCUUCCGAGACGCUGGAAAAGGCUCUCGAUCAACUGGGCAACGCAGGACGACCGGAUGUUUCCCCUACCGCAAAGAACCUAGCUCUCCUACUUCAGUAUCGCGACGCCAUCGAUCCAGAUGAGGAAGACGCGUUCGUGCCCAACGACAAGCAGAUUGAAGAGAGGAAAACGUACAAGCUUGCUUUAGAGUACAUAACCCAGGCAGAUAACCCGCCUCCAGUACGUUCCGAAGGCCUCAACCUCCUCUCAGGUUUAGUGGCUUCGAACAGCUCGAUUCUCGACAUUCAGUCAACACUCGUACUUCUCUCGUCACUGCUGCAAGAUAGCGAGGACUUCAUAAACCUACGAGUCAUCAAGCUCUUUACGCAAUUGGCAAACAAACACCCGAAGGUAGCCACACAGGAGAUCCUAGAGCACUACCUGGACGCCAAGGAGACGUCAACAACCGAUAUUCGUUUACGCUUUGGAGAGGCGCUACUCCAAGUGAUUGAGCGCCUCGGUGAAACGUUCACUGGAGAUGUUGCAAAGAGGGUCUCUCAGACGCUUCUGUCAAUCGCUGGAAGAAGGGGCCAUCGACCGAAAACGGAAGCGAAACAAGCUCGCGAGAAGCGCCUGCAAGACAUGAAGAAGAAACAGGCCGAGGACGCCUGGGGAGGCGACGUGCCAGAUCUUGGAGACGAGAUGAAUGAAGAUGAACAGGCAAAGAACGAGAUCUUGACUCAGAUCGUCGAGGGCUGGGAAAGCAAAAGAGGCAGCGAAGAUGUCCGUAUGCGGACUUCCGCUCUAUCAAUCUUUUCCUCUGCAAUCGAAGUAAACAUCACUGGUGUUGGGUCCGAUUUGGUGUCUAUCGCAGUUGAUCUCUGCAUCAGUGUUCUCACCCUUGAACGGGAAAUGGAGAAGGGAAUCCUUCGAAGAGCAGCUAUCCUCCUGAUCCUAGGAUUCGUCAGAGCCCUGGACGAUGCAAAGCAAACAGGCAGGAGACUUGGUUUCGGCUUGACGGAUCAAAGCCGGGAGGAUAUUAUGAGGACGCUAAAGUACAUUGCCGUCACAGACAACGACGGACUGGUUCAGCAACACGCUCGCGAUGUAAUUGAGAGCAUGGAUAACUGGCAACUUUCCACACUCCUUCCGGCAGAGAGCUCCGUUGCGGAACCAGGCAUCGGUCGCCUGGCAGGCCUGGCAAUUGACCAGGACCGGUCGCUCCCUUCUGUCAACACAAAACGGCCCAGGAUAGAAGAGAUUGAGUGA